ACGGGAGCCGGCAGAAGCGAGCGCGGGAGCUGCGCACGCGCGGCCCGUGCACGCGCCGGGGAGCCUCCUGUGGCGGUUGGCGCCGCUCCCGUGGAGGAGGGCCGCGGAGGAAGAGUAUCCAUUACAAUGAGUAAACGUAAAUUAAAGGAGGACAAUUUUACAAAUGGGGAAUGUAUCUCAAAGGUACAGCGGCUACUUCGUGAAAGAUUUUGUCAUCCAAGUCCAAGUGCAAAGUUGUUCGGAAUGGAGCAGCAAUACAAGCAUUUAUCUGAGCUGUUAAAGCGUACUGCUAUUCAUGGUGAAAGCAACUCUGCACUUAUUAUUGGACCCCGAGGCUCAGGAAAAACUCAGUUGAUGUGUCAUGCCUUAAAAAAACUCCUGGAGGUAAAGCAAGUGAGGGAAAACAUCUUACAGGUUCAUUUAAAUGGACUACUACAGACCAAUGAUAAGAUUGCCCUCAAGGAGAUUACAAGACAGCUUAAUCUGGAAAAUGUGGUUGGAGAUAAAGUUUUUGGUAGUUUUGCAGAAAAUCUUGCAUUUCUUCUUGAAGCAUUGAAGAGAGGUGACCGUGCCGACACUUGUCCAGUGCUGUUCAUUCUGGAGGAAUUUGAUCUUUUUGUCCAUCAUAAGAACCAGACUUUGCUGUAUAAUCUCUUUGACGUAUCCCAAUCUGCACAGACGCCUAUAGCUGUUAUUGGUCUCACUUGCAGACUGGAUAUUCUAGAACUCCUGGAAAAGAGAGUGAAGUCAAGAUUUUCCCACCGACAGAUAUAUUUAUUGAAUUCUUUUGAUUUUAAAAAAUAUGCUAGUAUUUGUAAAGAGCAGCUAUCCUUGCCUUCAGAAUUUCCAGAAAAGAACUUUGCUCAGAAAUGGAAUAAGCAUGUGCAGUCUCUCCUUGAAGACCAAGCCGUGCACGAUGCACUGCAAAAUCAGUUCCAUUAUAGCAAAGAUCUGCGGUCUCUCUACAUGCUACUGAUGCUUGCUUUAAGUAACGUAACUGUACCUCACCCAUACAUCAGUGUAUCUGACAUUCUUGAAGCAAGUAAACUGUGUAGAGUGGACUCAAAAGCCAACAUUGUACAUGGUUUGUCUGUGCUGGAAUUCUGCCUCAUAAUAGCUAUGAAACACUUAAAUGAUAUUUAUGAAGGAGAGCCUUUCAACUUUCAGAUGGUUUAUAAUGAGUAUCAGAAGUUUGUUCAGAGGAAGGCACAUACUGUCUACAGCUUUGAGAAACCUGUGGUUAUGAAGGCUUUUGAACAUUUGCAGCAGCUUGAAUUAAUAAAGCCUGCAGAACGGCUUUCUCCGUGUGCCCAGAAAGAAUACUUGCUAAUGAAACUACUUUUGGACAACAAUCAAAUAAUGGAUGCUGUGCAGGUCUACCCAAACUGUCCAACUGAUGUCAAACAAUGGGCUGUAUCUUCACUAAACUGAAGCAUGAACAUCUUUCUGAGAGAGACAGUUGCUACUAACAGGGCUGCAAAUCACUGCUGCCAGUGAAGCUAGCCCAGCAGUUACUUCAGCUACAGGCAGUGUUUUGUUAAAACAAAAGUAGUAUGUUUUUUGACACAAAGGUUUCCAAGAAACUCAAUGAGUGAAUGCCAAUUUCAGAUUUCAUCUUCAUGUUACAAUAGUCUGUGGGUCAUCUCUUUGUAAAGUGUUCAAUACCACUUACAAAAAUCACUAGUUUUAUGCAACUUGAGCUGAAGGGAUAGAAUGUUCAGUCAGUGAGCUGGUUUGGCAGCAGUUGCCAAGUUAUAACUUUUUAAAGGCUGACUGUCCCACUUAAAAGUCCAGCUGUGUAUCUAGGACUGCUGAAGACCCUAAACUGUCUACUUUCCUUUCCUGUUAGUUCUUUUUUUGCAGUACUACCCUGGCUUUUCUCUUGUCUCCUACAAGAAGCCUUUCUUGCACUCUAGUUACAAGGCAAUUGAGGCUCAUGUUUGAGAUACCUAGGAAUAUCCUGUUCUUUACUGCUGCAUAGCACCUUAGCCAGAAUUCUUCAUUACUUUGUGAGUGGUUGCUAUUGAUAAACUUGUUUAAAAUAUAAAUUUCGACUGUAAUUUCUCUUCUUUGGAGAAUUAUGACACAGCCGUGAGCCUUCUUAGGAAGUCAUUUAGGAUAUGUUUCUAAGUAGAGUGGGUAAAAUUGAGAAAAGGCUAUACAAAUCCUUUUAAUUACAUUUUGUUUACUUUGCCCAAAUAUAUUUCUUUGCACUACCUGUGUCUUCCCCUCUGGGACUAGUGCUUUGAAAACACACUCUCAAUUUUAAUCUUAUAUGCAUUUGUAAUAAAAAGGUUCAAGUGUUCUGUAGAGCUGUGAAGUAUUUACAGCUGGCAAGUUUGUCUUACUGUUGUAUUUGAACGUGUGGUUUUUACUAGAAGAGUUGUGAAGAAUAGAGAAUGGGUCCUACCCUACUUUGCCUAAAAAUGUUUCAAUUAAACAGGCACUACUGUCAUUAGCCUGCCUUUUUCAAACCA
This is a messenger RNA of Heteronotia binoei (common prickly gecko), 2477 nucleotides long. It is a transcript of the gene ORC4, whose product is annotated as origin recognition complex subunit 4. Gene Ontology annotation, cellular component: nucleus; nuclear origin of replication recognition complex. Gene Ontology annotation, biological process: DNA replication; DNA replication initiation. The coding region runs from base 127 to 1431 and encodes 434 amino acids. Gene Ontology annotation, molecular function: DNA replication origin binding. Lineage: Eukaryota; Metazoa; Chordata; Lepidosauria; Squamata; Gekkonidae. The transcript is spliced from 14 exons. The record is from RefSeq and is a predicted model, not a curated record.